GAGCCGGUUUGUUGACAGGAAGCGUUUGAAGCGGAGUCACUGCUGCUCCUGCUUCUCCUGCUCCUUCUCCUGCUUCAGCCUGACAAACGGAGGAUUUCUCUCUCUCGUUCAGCCGCUCGCCGGUGCGCGGACUAAAACAAUGCUCUGUAGGACCGAACCGGGGCAAAGAUGCAAUGGAGGUCAAUAGUGGUGGGUCUCGUGGUGCUGCGGCUCUCCCUCGGCUGGGUGCUGUGGCUCGCGUUCGGACUGGGACCCAGCGUCAUCUGGGGGUUCAACUUCCAGCUCGGCUUUAACCUGCACAAGCUGGAUGUGCUGUUCGGGGAGGAGAAGGGCAGCGACCCGGGCUCGUGGUCCCAGCGGGUCCACGGCCCCAGGUAUGAGGAGUCGACGACCACCUGUGCGAAGCCCGAGGAGGACUCGCCCCGGAGACCCUACCUGAGCUUCUUCGACGGCAACAAGGACGAGUACGUGCGGCGAUACAGCUCGUUCCCUGACCCCCUGAAGGCCAAGAUGAAGGACAUGGCCAGAGACAUGUUCUACUUCGGAUACGACAACUACAUGAAAUACGCUUUCCCCGAGGACGAGCUGAAUCCCAUUGCCUGUAAAGGAAGGGGACCAGACGUGCUGAACCCGUCAAACAUCAACAUAAACGAUGUCUUGGGGAACUACUCCCUGACAUUAAUUGACACCUUAGACACUCUGUUGGUGCUUGGCAACGUGACAGAGUUCCAGAGAGCCGUCAAGCUGGUCAUAGAAACUGUAUCUUUUGAUAAGGACUCGACGGUGCAAGUUUUCGAGGCGAACAUAAGGAUCUUGGGAAGCCUCAUCUCCUCUCACAUCCUGCUGACUGACCCAAAACAUCCGUUUGGCAAAGUGGGCUUGGAAGGUUACGAUAAUGAGCUGCUUCACAUGGCUCAUGACUUGGCCGUCCGCUUACUGCCGGCCUUCGAGAACACCAGCACAGGCAUUCCUUACCCCAGGGUGAACCUGAAGACUGGGGUCCCCCCUGACAGCAUCAAUGAGACUUGCACUGCAGGAGCUGGGUCCCUGCUGGUGGAGUUUGGGAUUCUGAGCCGCCUGAUCGGCGAUUCCACAUUUGAGUGGGUAGCCAGACGAGCGGUUAGAGCUCUGUGGAAACUGAGGAGCAAUGAAACCGGUCUCUUAGGUAAUGUAGUUAAUAUCCAAACGGGCCAGUGGGUCGGGAAGCAGAGUGGCCUCGGGGCUGGUAUGGACUCCUUCUAUGAGUACCUGCUGAAAUCAUACAUCCUUUUUGGGGAGAAAGAGGACUACAGGAUGUUUCAGGCUUCUUAUGAGAGCAUACAGAACCACAUGAGGAGAGGGAGAGAGUCGUGUAACGAAGGCGAGGGGGACCCGCCUCUCUACGUUAAUGUGAACAUGUUCAGUGGGGAAAUUAUGAACACCUGGAUCGACUCUCUUCAGGCCUUCUUUCCUGGGCUGCAGGUGCUGAAUGGUGAUGUGGAUAACGCCAUUUGCCUACAUGCCUUCUACUAUGCCAUCUGGAAGCGCUUCGGGGCGUUGCCGGAGAGAUACAACUGGCAGCUGCAGGCUCCUGACGUGCUCUUCUACCCCUUGAGACCAGAGCUGGUGGAGUCGACCUAUCUGUUGUACCAGGCGACCAAAAAUCCUUUCUACUUGCAUGUUGGAAUGGAUAUUCUCCAGAGCCUUGAGAAAAAUGCCAAAGUCAGAUGUGGGUACGCCACUCUCCACCACGUCGUUGACAAAUCCAAAGAGGAUCGUAUGGAGAGCUUCUUCCUCAGUGAGACCUGCAAAUACCUGUACCUGCUUUUUGAUGAGGACAACCCUCUUCAUCACUCCGAUAACAAGUACAUCUUCACCACAGAGGGCCACGUCGUGCCUAUAGACAAGCGCUUCAGGGAGAAGCAGUGGAAUGAUUUGUAUCCGUGCGAGGAGGGGGCACUGGCAGAAACAGAGCCCAACUCCCGGCCGCCUUCCAGCAACAUCAGCAAUUGUAGCAGGAUCCCAGAGGAGCGACGAUACACUCUGCCACUGAAGAGCGUCUACAUGAGGCAGAUCGACCACAUGGUGGGACUUCUAUAAAAGGACGCAAGUGGGGACAGUGGCGUGAAGCUGCCUUCGGUACGCCUCCUGAAGUGCAGAGGCAGUGAGGUUAGAAAAGAUCGAGUGGUGGUCAAGCGCCUCGGCCAUUCUGUUCUGCUGCUCAGGAUCCAGACAAAGGAACUGACUCUAAGGGAAACCAGUUUAAUUAAUUGCCGUAUUAUUAAAAGUUUGUGCCGGGGUGCUUUGUCUUCUGGAUGUGAAAGCAUGUACUCAACAAAGACGGAGAAAGAGGAGUCAUGUUUUCACUGUGGUUUGGCGAUGAUGAAUGGAGAUUGUGGUUUUCUGUUGCGUGUCUGUGGAGCAAAACAUAUCUGUUCAGGUAUGACUGUGUGUACUGUGUGUGUGUGUGCAUGUGAGUGAGAGAGAGGGAAAUGACAGCUAAGCUGUGAAUAAUAAUGAUGUGUUUAUGGGAACGGUGCCAUCUAGCCACACAUGUAAAAUGUAUAGCCUAAAAAAACUCACCUCUAAAGCUUUUUUUCUAAACAUUAUGAUUAGUGCCUCUUUGCAGUUGACUCACUUGAGUAGAUCUGUGCUUUUAAAUAAGGGCUGCACACUAACAUAUAAUGACAGGUGAUAACUCAUGCACACACUGUAAAACCCUGCCUAUUGGGAGGCUGUAGUAAACUUUAGAUUGUGCCUGUAGGAAACUUGUGUGGUCUUUUGUAGGCUUGAGGUCAAUUUUUCCAAAAUGUUGAAACAGCUCUAGUCUCUCUGAUUUACUACAGAACUACAGAGUUUUCUUCUUCUAGAUUGGGAUUAACUAUAUUUGAACCAUUUUAAAGCAACACCAUGUAACGUUUACUGAGCAACAGCGCCCUCUGCAGACACACUUUGUGAUUAUUUCGUCAGGCUUUGUGUACAAACGAUUAAGUGGACUUGAUGUAGAGAAACAAAGCUCAUCCAUCUGUUGACCACAGGUCUGACUGUAGUGCCACUUACUGAACUGAAACACAGCUGAACGUUGGAUAUUACCCAGGAUCCUUGGCUUCAUGAAGCAGAGGAGCUGCUUCGUUUUUAGUUUUUAAUGACUCCUUUUUAACUGAUCUGACAAUUUAAUUUUGAACCUGAUUCUGGCAAUUUAAACUGAACAUCAUUGGUCGUCUUUCAGAGCGAACUAGCUCACCAACGUUUCACAGAGCAAGAACAGAUAUUCGGGGUGAGCAGUUGGGAUGGAAGCUGCACCGCUCUCUUCAGUUCGAACAACACAAACUAAUUUUGAAGCUGCUAUUUAGGUUUAAAAAGUUGCAUUUUGUUGCUUUAAAGAGAGCCUCUGUCUUACUUUUGUUAUGCAAAUGUUCACGGAAAACUUAACAAAGACUAAGUGACAACUUGAACUGCUUCCUGCCUGCCACACUAAUGAAGACUGAAGUGUUCCAUCUCUCAGGCUUUUAGUUACUCGAUGUCCUACAAAGUGUAAACAGGUGUGUGUGUGUGUGUGUGUGUGUGUGUGUGUGUGUGUGUGUGUGUGUGUGUGUGUGUGUGUGUGUGUGUGUGUGUGUGUGUGUGUGUGUGUGUGUGUGUGUGUGUGUGUGUGUGUGUGUGUGUGUGUGUGUGUGUGUGUGUGUGUGUGUGUGUCGUUACAAGACCUUCAGGAUGACUUUCUGUUUUAAAGUGCCUUCUCUGUCUUUCUGGAUGCUACUGUACAGUGCAUUUUAGUCGUGGUUAACAUUGUCCCAUUUUUUAUUUUUUUUUAUUAAGGCCACUGAUGAUAUUGCACAACAGGUGUCAUUCCAUGUGUGACACUGAUGAUGACAUGAAGCUCCCUUUUACACAUGACGAGAAAAGCCAUAAACACAUUUUUAUUUUAAUGUUAGUAUGUGAAAACAUGUUUUCAAUCAUUCUUCUGUCCGACAUCUUUAGUACACACUCUCCUGCAUUGUCUCUGAUUAUUAUAACUUUUUUUAUUUUAUUUUUUAGAGAAGAUGGACAUUUGUUUUUCCUCUCUCACGUUAUUGCACAUCAUAUCUAUUCAUUUUCAUGUGGUGAGAACUCAGGGUUUAAUGGAAAAGCGUUAAGCAGUGAAUGCUUUUAUUAAAAGAAACAAACACUUUCUUGAAAUGUUGUUGCCUUAAAUGUCUUAGGAAAGCCUUAGGUAUUUAUGUUGCAACUUGUUACAACUUGUGAAUCCGAGGUUGAAGAAUAAUCGCACUGAACCGAAGUACAGUCCUACUGUGAAUAUUCAUUCAUGUCUUAAACACAGAAAGGCAAACGCCAUCUCCUUCACGUUGAUCUUUGAUUUUAAUGUGUUUUGUGACUGAUGCAUCUUUUACCAAACAUCCUGAGAAUCUGAAGCUCCGCAGAGCCUCGGGCUGUGGCGCUCGCUGACAUCGUUUCACCAGCAUCUUCUUUGUCUUUGGGAGACAGCUGUUCAGUUCUCAAGUGUUGUAGGAACUACUUCAGGUGACCGCAAUGCCAUGUCUGAGUUUGCAAAGUGGUGGACAUGACAAAACCCACUUUGUCUCAGAUCAUCAACAUAUUGGGGAAAUUCACUUGUUACUUUCUUGCUGAGAGAUGGAUUAGAAGAUGAAUAAUACCGGAUUCCAGUCUGGGGCCUGUUUCAUUAAAACAAUUUGUGGGAGCUGUUCAUAAAAUGGCUGACGAAAGCUGCCGGGGGUCGAUUGUGGGAUGAUUUGCUUCGAUUAGUCAAACUCGUCAAACCUGAUUCUACGAUAAGCCCUUCAAAACGUGGCUCGGCCGGGGUUUUAUACGUUGAAUUAGCAUGUUCCUGUGUCUGUGUGGUCAAAAUUGGCCUUAGGUGUAAAUGUUAAGCCAAGCGAACUGUAUCUUCCCAUUAACACUUCAAUCUUCUCAUCCAUCUAUUCGCAAGAAAGCAAAAAAAGUCUAUUUAAAAAAUAACGGUCCAACUCUUCAUUUGAAUCAGUAUGAAAUAAAAGAGAUCAAUAAAUGACAGAUUAUGACCAAGA
Molecule: messenger RNA, 5024 nt
Organism: Pleuronectes platessa (European plaice)
Lineage: Eukaryota; Metazoa; Chordata; Actinopteri; Pleuronectiformes; Pleuronectidae
Gene: edem1
Product: ER degradation enhancer, mannosidase alpha-like 1
Exons: 12
Coding region: 169-2079 (636 amino acids)
Biological process (GO): endoplasmic reticulum mannose trimming; carbohydrate metabolic process; mannose trimming involved in glycoprotein ERAD pathway
Cellular component (GO): endoplasmic reticulum; membrane
Molecular function (GO): mannosyl-oligosaccharide 1,2-alpha-mannosidase activity; calcium ion binding
Source: RefSeq, a predicted model, not a curated record